AUGACUAUCCUGGCCUCGUGCACGGCCCUGUGCUUCUGCCUCGUGUGCAUGAAGUGUACCAAAGACACACAGAUUGUCGUAGCGUCGCUGCUGUCUGUUGUCUUUGCGCUGGCUAUGACGGCUGUGCUGGUAGGACUGUGCGUGACGGUGGUAGAGAACAUCAGCAACCCCAACUCCAUAUUCAUCUGCUUCAUCGCAUCGCUGAUUGUGUCUACGGCUCUGCUGCACCCGUCCGAGUGCUGGGUGCUGGUGCAUUCGCUGGUGUUCUUCCUGGCCAUCCCUACGUCGUACGUGUUGCUGGUCAUCUACGCAGUGGCAAACCUGCAUGUCACCUCCUGGGGCACCCGAGAAGGUGCUGUGGAGGGUACGGACACAGACGAUGAACCGAAUGAAUAUGUCUUAAGCGCGUCCUCUACGUACAAGGAGGUCAACAUAGGGUCGUUGACUAUCACAUACGGACCGUGGUAUCUAGCGUUUGGCUACAAAGCAAAGACAAACUAUCAGUCACUCGUCAACGUCAAUGACUCGAGUGCAGACUUUGACAACGAAAUCGUUCUGCUGGACACACUGCGACGCAGAGACGCACUCAGCAAAGGAAAGGGCCCCCUGAACUCGCCGGCAUUAGAAUCUGUGGCCGAAGAGGUCGAGCACACGGAAGACUUUCAAGACGCGGUAACAAGUGGGGAUAGUGUUAGGCGAUAUGACGAGGAGUCGUCUGUGUCUGAGGGAUCAUUUGUGAACGACGCAUCUGGCCCAAGCACGACACCGUCUACCGUCAAGCCCAGACAAAGGCACGGAUACGACAGCCCAGACAAGGUGUCCAGAGUGUCUUCUCUGUUCAGCACGUGCUCUGCCAUCUCAAAGCGAAUCAACGACGAAGAGCGUGAUUUCUGGGCCGUUGUAGUGCCGCGGUACCUAUCACCCAACAAUGAGACUAUGAACCCACAGGAGUUACAGACCGAACUGACGCAGAUGCGAAACUACGCCAUGCUGGGCAUGAUCCUGUUCAAUCUCAUCUGGUUGGUAGCUGUGACAGCCCUGUCAUACCAGGAGCAUCUGCAAGUGGUAGACACCAAUGUGCUGGGCCUGGUGUUCCUGACGGUAUUCUCUGGACUGCUGGUGGUUCAGUACAUAGCCAUGGCUUAUCACCGCAUAGGCACAGCGAUUCAUCUGCUGGCCACAGCGAAGAAACAGGGGGGGCGCCUAGAUAAGGUGAAAAAGGUCAAGAAACGCCCUACUAAAGUGAGCACCGACCAGACGAUGGAUGGUGUGGCCCAUGAGGACAGACAUGAGGUGCAAGUGACUGCCUUACCGACAGGCGAGGUUUAGAUAUGACAAGGUCUUCAUAUAAAUACUACGAUCCGGUUUUAUCUGACAAUAAGAUACAGA
Sphaeroforma arctica JP610 is the source of this 1389-nucleotide messenger RNA. RefSeq lists its product as hypothetical. Gene Ontology annotation, molecular function: chitin synthase activity. The record is from RefSeq and is a predicted model, not a curated record. Lineage: Eukaryota; Ichthyosporea; Ichthyophonida. The transcript has 10 exons. Bases 1 to 1329 code for a protein of 442 amino acids. Gene Ontology annotation, cellular component: cell septum; cell periphery.